Molecule: messenger RNA, 2217 nt
Organism: Oncorhynchus masou masou (cherry salmon)
Lineage: Eukaryota; Metazoa; Chordata; Actinopteri; Salmoniformes; Salmonidae
Exons: 9
Coding region: 1-2217 (738 amino acids)
Source: RefSeq, a predicted model, not a curated record
AUGGCGCGGAGCAGCUCUGGUUUGAGCAGGAAGUCUCGAUGGAGACGUAAGAGUCCAUUACCUCCUUCUUGCCCGCAGGCUGGGACCCUCCAAGCUAGUGCUGGAGAGCAGGUCCUCCAGACAGACAUCACUGACCAUGAUGGACUAAGGCUGCCAGCCCUGGUAGACUGCCCCAUUGACAGCCCCCUAAAGGCUGGGAACCUCCAAGCUUGUGCUCGAGAGCAAGUGCUCCAGACAGAUGACCAUUCCGCUGGCCAUGAUGGACUAAGCCUGCCAGCCCUGGUAGACUGCCUCCAGGAUAGCCCUCGAAAGGCAGAUGUCCAUUCCGCUGGCCAUGAUGGACUAAGCCUGCCAGCCCUGGUAGACUGCCCCCAGGAUAGCCCUCGAAAGGCAGAUGUCCAUUCCGCUGGCCAUGAUGGACUAAGCCUGCCUGCCCUGGUAGACUGCCUCCAGGAUAGCCCUCGAAAGGCAGAUGUCCAUUCCGCUGGCCAUGAUGGACUAAGCCUGCCUGCCCUGGUAGACUGCCUCCAGGAUAGCCCUCGAAAGGCAGAUGUCCAUUCCGCUGGCCAUGAUGGACUAAGCCUGCCAGCCCUGGUAGACUGCCCCCAGGAUAGCCCUCGAAAGAACCUUGUGCCGAAGCCCCCGCAAGGCCCCAGGCCCAGCCGAGAGGCAAAUAUAGCAAAGGCAGAAAAGAAGGCCACAGAGGUUAUCAAGGCUAGAAGGUCUAGGGAGGCUAAGUCAGGGGUGAAAAAACUAAGCCGCCAAGUAGUUGGUAUGUUGGCACUGCCUCAAACUCUAACUCAAACAACCAGUUACAGUGUCCUGCCAGCUAUCAAGAAGGGCACUAAAGUUACCCUCCAGUCCUCCAGCUCCCUCUCCCUCUCCGAUGACAACAAGGAGGCACUAGGGGCCGUCUGCCAGGUCCUGACCACCAGGGUGGGAGACAUCCUGAACAGUACCUGCAACAACGAUUACAAGGCCAGACUCAUCAUCCAGAAAGGAUUGGAUUCCGGUGCCAGGGAAAGGUUCCCUGACUCUCUGUGUUCCUCUUCACCCAAGGACGAAGAGGAGGUGGUUGUAAGUGUCAUGACUGUCUCAUACCCUAAGCCCUCCACCUCAACCCAGGCAGCAUGGGCAGCUCCUGCCCAGACUCUGGAAGAAGAGGUGGGGGGGGCUGAGGUCUCCGAGAUGAGCUCCCUGAUGCCCACCAAAAACAGGCAGGACCCCCUGGAGAAGAUUCCCUCCCUCCUACCAGGCAAGGAGCACAUCCUCCUUUGCAGCACUCCCUGGGCCACCGUCAUGAGCCCCCAGACUCUGAAGUUUAUUCUCCACGGCAUCAUGUGCCAACUGGAGGCCUCAGAGUCCCCCCAGACAAGGAGGGCCAAUGACCCCUUCAGGCUGAUGAAGGAUCUGUUUGUGGAGGUCCAGCAUGCCCUGAAAUAUGCUGACAUCUCUGUCGUCUUUGGCCUGGAGGAGAGCAUCCAAUUCAGUGGGGAGGAUGCGGUGAAGGCCAUCGUGAAGACUGCGGCUAAAAGAUUGUCCUUGCGUUCGGACUCCAACCGGGCUCAACUGCGUGCCGCACGCUCUGGUAGUGAGGGAGCCAUCAGGUGCAUGGCGGACACCAUCACACAAGUCAUAGAUGACUAUUCAGAGGACUGUAGUUCCGAUGGCCAUUUUGGAGCCAGGAGGAGCCGUGGUAGUGGGAGGUCACACUCCUCAAGGAGUGACGUCACCCUCACCGAGGAGCUCCUGGCUUGGAGGGAAACCCUAGAAGAGGACCGAGAGGAGAUGGCUGAUGACAGCACUGGUUUGGAAAAGACCAGUGUAAGCUCAGCCAUCUCUGAAAAGUCCCAGGUUAUUAGCUACCUUUCUGAAAGCACCAAGCCCAUCAGCAGCGCCCUCUCCACAGACCUCGAGGACAUCACCUCCACACAGAAGAAAGAGAAGGAAGAGGCUAUGAAGAAAGAAGUGAGGAAGUCAGGAAAGAAGAAGCGAGGAAAUAACAAGAACCAGAAGAAGAACAAGGUGUCUCCUCUUGGCAAUGAUAGUACUGUGGCUGCAGAUGAGCCUAAGAAAAAACAGGCUCUCCUCCCCCGGAUCACAGCCGCCCUGGCAAAACUAUUUUGCUUCCCCUUCAAAAAGAAAAUGCAAAGAGUAACUGUGCAGAAGACGAGUUUGGGAAAACCCUGCUGCCACCUCCCCCAACCCACUUUCUAA